AUGUUUGCUUCCGACGCACCUCAGCCUUCUCUCAGCCCUGCGGAGCAGGCAAUUGUCAAGUCUUAUGGCGGUUGGAUCCAGUUCCUGCGUUGUUUCGGGCUCAAGCCAUGGGAUCAGGAGGAUGCAGAGGAGGCAAAACGUAUCCUGGAGGCCUUUGCUGAGGAUGACGAUGACGAGUGA
Molecule: messenger RNA, 180 nt
Organism: Penicillium odoratum
Lineage: Eukaryota; Fungi; Ascomycota; Eurotiomycetes; Eurotiales; Aspergillaceae
Exons: 2
Coding region: 1-180 (59 amino acids)
Source: RefSeq, a predicted model, not a curated record